Seminavis robusta is the source of this 4211-nucleotide messenger RNA. The record is from the annotation of a GenBank genome assembly. NCBI's taxonomy places the organism in Eukaryota, Bacillariophyta, Bacillariophyceae, Naviculales, Naviculaceae.
GAUUUUCGUCCAGGUGCUUUUGGGUUCUGUUCCCCGUUCCCCCAGAACUGUGAGGAAGGAAGGAGGAUCUGAAACCUUGCUUGAUCGUCGAAGCUUUCAUUUUGCGGUUGAUUAUCGUUGCUUGGAUCCACUUUCAUCUAUUCUUUGGCAGGUGCUUCUUUGUUGAUGGCUGUGGUGUGGAACUUGGAUGGUAGCUUAUUCUAUCUUGUCUACUACUAAGAGGUAAAGAAGGAAGAAGUGGUAAUAGUUGGAAAGGGAAAUCCUCAGCUAACAGAAGCAGUCAAGAUUGCUCCAAAGAACAAGUAGCGGUACCGGCUAGCUAGUAGAGUGGUAAUAACAACUGUCUACUCGUCCAUCCAUCCAAAAGACAAGACAACCAUGGCGACCACCACCACCGAAACAACGACCAUGAAAGAAGAAGAUGCACGGCAGCGACAAGAAGAAGAGACUGAAGAAGAAGCUCGUAAUAAAGUGCGUUCCAUUCUGUGCAACAGUGUAAGCACACCCCGUCAACGCGAACAAGCCCUCGAGUUGCUCCAAGCCCAUCCUGCUCUCGCCAGUCAAGUCUAUCGAGAAACCACCAACGAAUCUCCGUGUCUCGAUACCAACUACACACCACUGGCCUAUUUCAUUCUCACGGGAGCACCGGUUCAACAAAUAGCGACCGUCUAUGCAUUGGCACCAUCCGCCAUUACAUAUACCAAUGCCCGCGGACGAUUGCCACUCCACGACGCGUGUAGUUUGUCAGCAUCUUGCAACGUCAUUUUCUUUUUGGCACAGGAAUUUCCAAAGGCCGCAUCCAUUCCCGACGAUUGUGGACUCUAUCCCUUUCAUCAUGCACUGCGAGCCCGACGACCACAACCUACCUUGCGCAUGUUGUUGGACUUGUAUCCACCCGCAUUGGAAACGAGAGAUUUUGGUGGACACUUGCCACUGGAACGAGCUCUUCUGGAGGGUCACCAUGCGGACGUCUUGCAAUUGUUGUUUCGACGAAUAACGACGACGACAAAACAGUACCGUCUUUUCAAAUCCAUCGAUGGGACAUUGUCGCUGGUACAAGGCGUUUCGGUACUCCUGCCACAAUUGCAGGCGUUUCACUGCGAAUUGGACACGACGUGGUCUACUGAUGCAUGGACGGCAUUGGUGGGACAAGCGUUGGCGCAAGACAAUACAUCCAUUGAAACAUUGUCCUUGCGACUGGUCCGAACCUUGUUUUAUGACGCCAAAGCGGCCGAAAGUUUGCGAGCAUUACUGCAAUCUCCCACUUCCAAUGUCCGACAAUUGACACUUUUGGGACAAGCCAAGCCAUGGCAUUGGGACGAUGAGACAGACGCGCAGAGCUUUCAAGCAUUGCAUGAUGGGCUUACAGUCCGAACAUCGAUCGGCAUGCCAACAAGGUUGAAGGAACUACGACUGUGCCACUUCAAACUAGCGGAUACACGCUUGCUCAGUAGCCUCGUGGCAAGUCCGCAGUGUCCCGCAAACGUCUCGUUGGAGAAUAUUGUCGUGAUGAAUCAAGAGCAGCAAGAUGGUCAUGCAUGUACUUCUUGGAGUCCACUGGAAAACAACUCAAGGGUGCGACGGUUGUCGCUAAAGAGUAUCACUGGACAAUGGGUUUGCGAGCUCUUACAAGACAUGUUGCAGCGGGCAUCGCUUCGGCACCUUGCUGUGGAAUCGUGUCAUGCCCGGGGCUUGUCGCUGGUGCUUCUGGACUUUCUACGACAAACACCCAUGGAAUCCUUGACCGCCAUCAAUCUGCCAAGCAGAGAUAAGACUGAGGAUCCCUACCUACCUCUGACCAGGGCGCUAAACGACAAUACCCAUCUCAUCAAAUAUCACAUUCAAGAGACUCUCAACAACAGUGACGUCCAUCAAGACAAUAACACGGCAGCAUUGGCAUCUCUUUUGGCGCAAAAAAACACGACGCUGCAAGAUACCAGUAUUAUACUGUCAGAACGACGACAACCUACAACAGACGAACAAAUUUGGUACUACACGUUGUUGAACCGUGUGGGUCGCAAGGAGGCAUGGGAUUCGGGGACGUCUCGGGAAUGCUUGACAGAACAGUUAUGCCGGACAACCAUGACCAACGAUUUGCUCGACGAGGACCUGUUCAACGCACAGUAUGGUCUUUUGCGCCAGAAUCCGAGCAUUUGGAGCAGCAGCCCACCAAACACGAGGCUGGCAGGGCGAAAACGCAAGUCGCCAAUAUGAGAAGAAAAUAGAACAUCUAGAAACUAUGAGUUCCUGCUGUAGUACGGUCGAAGAUUGUGCUGCAAGGUUGCGGUGGUGCACAACCAGUACAUGUAUCCACACAGGAAGCUGCAUUUGACCAAGAGAGAAGCCCUUGAUGUGCUUAGUUUACGGCAAGGUGACUUUCAUCUCGCAGGUUUUCUUUUUAGCUGUCGGACCACUCUUUCACGCUAUGCUUGCUCUAAAAUAGGUGCCCUUUUUUGUUCCCUUCCUUCGAGACAUCUACAUAAGCUGGACUUCUUUGUUUUUUUGUCUUUGCUAUUUCAACGAAUGACUAAACACUUGCCAACAAUGGUUUCCUGAGUUCAUCACCGUCCUUGGCGCCCCCUGCCUCGUUUUGACGACGGUGGGCCGUUGUCGUCAAUUGUGUUUCCUUUCCCUUGAGAUCACGAUCAAUGGUGAAAGACAUGCCAACCCAAAACGCGGCACAAACGACCCAAAAGAAUGUCGACAAUCCAAACAAAUUCAAUGCCAAAGCAUUGGCUUUUCCCGACAGUUCUGCUUCAUCCCUUAGUCCAAUGUCGUUGUUGUUUUCUUCCAUAGCCAUCAUGUGACUGAUCGGCACAAAUGGGUCGCAGGGCACCAGCGGGGGGCCAGGAUGCUACAAUCUGAAAGAGAAUCUUGUACAGGAAUGCGGCCCAGUAGGUCUUGGCAAAGCAAAACAUGCCAUAGAGUGGAAUCCCAGCCAUGACACUGACAAAUGCCACUCCAAUUCUUCCUUGGUUGCCCCAUCGACUAAAGGCAAAGUCCCCGAGUGAUCCUCCGAGCCACUUUCCAAAUGUUCCAGCAAUGCCAGUUGCGAACUGCAGGGCCACAAUUUGUUCUUUGGUGAAUUGUCUCCAGUCCAUGAGUAGCAACACAAAGGACAUCAUAUCCCAUGGAAUGCCACCAAAGACACCUUGUGCCACGAGACAGACAAAGGCAGGGAUCUGGGCAAUGCGUUGAAGAAUCUGUCGGACCGUCAGCUUUGGUUCGUCUGAUGCCUGUUUCUGUGCUUCAUCUUCAUCUUUGGCAUCCGAGUCAUCUUCAUCGGAAUCAUGCACUUUCCCACUAGCAUCCUUUGUGACCGCCUUGGCUCGUUUGCCAGGUGUGAGUUCGUGUUUGGCAAUCAGAGCCAUGGCGACGGAGAGAAAUCCCAAGACAUAAUAGGAUCGUUUCCAGUCUUCAAAGUACACGAUACUGGAUGCUGCUACCGUCCCGGCGAGAUUUUCGCACAUGCCCAUGUACCCAAAGGCUCGCCCUCGCAUGACGGGUGCGACCAUGCUGACGAGCAUGGUUUGACUGAGUGGCAAGAUGGACCCCAAUGCCAUACCAUUGAGCGAUCGAAAGAUUGCCUGACCGACGACGGACCCUCCCGACAGGGCAAUGCCAAUGGUGGCGGCUCCCCAGGAAAAGCAGGCGGCACUGAGGACGAGAUGAAUCUGUUGCAUGCCGUACUUGUGAACGAGCCAUCCCCAGAGAGGCAUGGAGAAGGCAUACGAGAGAUUGGUAAACAUGGAGAAGUAACCCAACGUUUCGACAUCCAUAUGGAGCUCCCGUUCGAGGAGGGGAAAGGAAGAACCCAGGAGUGCCUUGUCAGCCGCAUCCAGAGAGGCUACAACCACAAGAAUCAAAACGGGUAAGUUACAUAGGAUCACUUGACUCGUCAAGAGGUUUCGGACGGAGAGGGCGCCUUUGGUCUUCAUGGUGGUUGCUUGAUAUCAAAGGAACAAACCGGCUUUUUUCCCACUGUGGCCCGAGUUGUGGAUGAGCGAGGAUUCGAUUUCAGAACUUCUAAGCCUGUAUGCUUGGCCCUCGCUCUAUCUGCUGGCUCUCUCCUCAAGAGCUAGCUGGGAAGUAUCCUGAUAGCGACGAUACCCUUGGAGUGGGAAGGAGGCAAGGUUCAAGGUUUUAGCGAGGACGUCUUGGCUUCGAAAUUUUCACCAGUCCCGAAGCUUUUGGGUCACGGUUCUCGAACU